AUGCCCGGUGAAACGUGCGGCCGUGCGCUGAUAUGCGCUCUCGUAAUUGCGCUCGUCGCGGUGGACCAGGCGAACGCCGUGAUGUCGAUGGAACAGAUUCAAAAGACCGCAGCGACGAUACGAAACACGUGUGCAGGGAAAGUAAGCGCGGAUAUAGAUGUCGUUCUCGGAAUUCAGAAAGGCGAGUACCCGGACGAUCCAAAAUUGAAAUGUUAUACGCUCUGCGUAAUGAAAACGAUGCGAAGCUUUAAGAAUGGACGUGUGGACGACGGGAUGAUGACUAAGCAGGUGGACAUGAUGAUGCCGGCCGAUCUUGCGGGUUUCUUGAAAGAAUCCAUUGGAGUCUGCGCGUCCGAACCUCCUACCGGUGACGAUUGCGAGACUACUUUCAACUUCGUCAAGUGCAUGUACAGGACCGACUCGGAGCACUUCUUCUUCCCUUGAGCAUAGUCGCACGGAGACGCAAUGUUCGAUCACACUGCGAUCGCGCACGCAGAAAACGCGGCACGGACGAGAAAUUACGAUCAAUUAUUUUUUAGCAGCCAAAGUUAAACGUAGAAGUACACGAUCACGUGGAAUUUCGCGAGAUCGCGUCGAGACCGACACGAGAUUACACGGCGAUCACUUAAGAAUGAGAAGCAAACGCGCA
This is a messenger RNA of Dinoponera quadriceps, 649 nucleotides long. RefSeq names its product general odorant-binding protein 72 (gene Obp5). NCBI's taxonomy places the organism in Eukaryota, Metazoa, Arthropoda, Insecta, Hymenoptera, Formicidae. The record is from RefSeq and is a predicted model, not a curated record. Bases 1 to 444 code for a protein of 147 amino acids. The transcript has 5 exons. Gene Ontology annotation, molecular function: dibutyl phthalate binding; odorant binding. Gene Ontology annotation, biological process: olfactory behavior; sensory perception of smell. Gene Ontology annotation, cellular component: extracellular region.